This is a messenger RNA of Nycticebus coucang (slow loris), 4928 nucleotides long. RefSeq names its product septin 2 (gene SEPTIN2). Gene Ontology annotation, biological process: cytoskeleton-dependent cytokinesis; cilium assembly; regulation of exocytosis. Gene Ontology annotation, molecular function: molecular adaptor activity; GTPase activity; GTP binding. The transcript is spliced from 13 exons. The record is from RefSeq and is a predicted model, not a curated record. Gene Ontology annotation, cellular component: synaptic vesicle; septin complex; cell division site. Lineage: Eukaryota; Metazoa; Chordata; Mammalia; Primates; Lorisidae. The coding region runs from base 154 to 1239 and encodes 361 amino acids.
GGCGGGUCCGUGGCGGAGUUAGUCGGCGUCUAUUCUCGGGCGGAUCGGCGGUCCAGCCCUCCAACGGUCUGAGGGACAGUGAAUUGGCCCCCUGUGUAAAAAGUUUGAGGACACCUGCUAGCAGAAUUGAGAUAACAGAAAACUUCACCAAAGAUGUCUAAGCAACAACCAACUCAGUUUAUAAAUCCAGAAACUCCUGGCUAUGUUGGAUUUGCAAAUCUUCCCAAUCAAGUUCACCGAAAAUCAGUGAAAAAAGGUUUUGAGUUCACACUAAUGGUGGUUGGUGAAUCUGGUCUGGGAAAAUCGACUCUCAUCAACAGCCUGUUCCUGACUGAUCUCUACCCAGAAAGAAUCAUACCUGGAGCUGCAGAGAAAAUUGAAAGAACUGUCCAAAUUGAAGCUUCAACUGUUGAGAUUGAAGAGCGGGGGGUCAAGCUGCGCCUGACAGUGGUGGACACCCCUGGCUAUGGUGAUGCCAUUAACUGCAGGGAUUGUUUUAAAACGAUCAUCUCCUACAUCGAUGAGCAGUUUGAACGGUACCUGCACGACGAGAGUGGGCUGAACCGGCGGCAUAUCGUGGACAACAGGGUGCACUGCUGCUUCUACUUCAUCUCACCCUUUGGCCACGGACUUAAACCCUUAGAUGUUGCAUUCAUGAAGGCCAUACACAAUAAGGUGAACAUCGUACCGGUCAUUGCAAAGGCAGACACUCUCACUCUGAAGGAACGGGAGAGGUUAAAGAGAAGGAUUCUGGAUGAAAUUGAAGAACAUAACAUCAAAAUCUAUCACUUACCCGAUGCAGAAUCAGAUGAAGAUGAAGACUUUAAAGAGCAGACUAGACUUCUCAAGGCCAGUAUCCCUUUCUCCGUGGUUGGGUCCAAUCAGUUGAUUGAAGCUAAAGGGAAGAAGGUCAGAGGCCGUCUCUACCCUUGGGGUGUCGUGGAGGUAGAGAACCCAGAGCAUAACGACUUUCUGAAGCUGAGGACGAUGCUCAUAACUCACAUGCAGGACCUGCAGGAGGUGACCCAGGACCUUCACUAUGAAAACUUCCGUUCGGAGAGGCUCAAGAGAGGCGGCAGGAAAGUGGAGAGUGAGGACAUGAAUAAAGACCAGAUCUUGCUGGAAAAGGAAGCUGAGCUCCGCCGCAUGCAGGAGAUGAUCGCGAGGAUGCAGGCACAGAUGCAGGCGCAGAUGCAGGGCGGGGAUGGCGACAGCGGGGCGCUCGGGCACCACGUGUGAGGUGACACGCACAUGUUAGUAGAAGACCAGGCAGUUGUUAAUAACGGAUAUUAUCAUGUCAACUUGUGUAUAAUGACAGGCUCUUCUGACUUAAAUCUUAUCAAUGUUUUGCAUUUUUGAACCUCUGUUAUUAACUAACAUUACUACCCUUAAAGGAAAAGGAACUACUCCUAAAAAGCAGAAGCCAGUACUUUGCCACCUACUUUCUAGUAAAGAUUUUUCAUAUUUUCUAAGCUUAUAAACAUGAUCAACACUAGGAGAAAAAUUAUAUAUUAAAAUAUUUUAGUCUUACAAUUGGAAAUUUGUUAAUGCUGAAAACAUUUUGUUAAAGGGAAUAAAGAAGUGAUUUAAGUAGUUGAUCCAGAUAAAAGUACAGAUGCCAUGAAGGGGAAGGGUGGUGCCCUGUGCAGUGAGGGUCUGCUUGGCCAGACGCUGACUCCCAGCUCCUUGAGACAGUGCGUGCUGCUGUGUCUGGCCUGGUGUACACCAGCCUCCCUGCUUCCACAGAAGCUGCCAAUGCCAAGAGCUCAGGACCAGGAAAAGGCAAAUGCUUACUCCCUGUGUUGUGUCGCUUGGAGGAGUUGGUAUGCAGACCCGUCUAGGUGUGAGUCCCCUUACCUCCCAGAGGAAAAUAGAUGAAAGAUAAAGUCAGAUAAAGACCUAAGAGUCCAAAGGACAGAGCAGCCAUUAUGGAGCUGGGGUUGAAGGCAAAUAAAAGGUCACACAAGUCAUGAUUAGAGCUUGAAAGUGAGUGUGAGUUGGCAGUGAUGGAGGGAGGAAAAGCUGGGAAUUAGGUAGACGUUCUCCACUGCAAUUCAGGCACCUCCUUAUGGAGUAUGAGUGUGUUGAUGAAAACAUGGAGGUGACUUGAAGCUUAGCUGACACAUGACAAGGUAAAUUAGACAGAAGGCACGGGGUCCACAGGUGGACAAAUGGUUAAAAAUGGAUAUGGUGUGACAUGCAGGGCAUUGGUCACCAAACUCCUAUGUAGCUUUAUUGGGAAAGGUGUUCAUUGUAAAAUACAGUGUCUGGAAGGACACAAAAAUACCUGUGUACAGUUUAGUAAGUUUUUGUAAAGGGAACAUACAUAUAACCCCCACCUGGGCCCACAUUGGUCACUUUACUUUCUUCAUUCUCACAUUGAAAACUAGGAAUAGUCCUGAAGAUAACGUGCUGGGUUCACCCUUUACCAGUAAGGAAAUGGAUGCUGCUGCAAGAGCUGAAAAUCAUUUGUGCACAGUUGUGUACUAGUUAAAUGACAUCUCCAGAACCGGACAAUGCUGCUGAAGCAAGUUGUAAAUGGCACCUGACCCGAGAAAUGAUGGUGCAGUGGAAACAAACAGAACCUCUUUGGGGUGGGAGUUAUUUGAGGCAAGAGGGAGUGAUGUUUGCUCACUUUCCUUCAGUUUCAAAAUGUUUAGGGAAUUAUGAAAAUUUCACUUUAGAGACAUAAAAUUUUUAUUUCUACGUACCCUUGCUUUCGUGUACUUCCGGUUUUCAAGAGCUUCCUGAAUGGUGCUUUUGACCCAGUUAAUGUUGGGAUCAUAUAAACCCAACCUUUUGCUGUUAACUACACUGUCUGUUAAAGAGGAAAGUAGUGCUGUCUAUGACCACGGCAGCAAACUGUCACUCCCACUUAAAUGUGCUUCGUUUUGUUUUUCUAGAAAAUACUCUCCUGGAUAAAAAAAAAAAAGAAAACAUUCCAGAUGGUAACAUUGCUGCCCGUUUCAUGAGCUUGUUGGAAUGGUGCCCACCAAUGUUUCACAGAACCUGUGCCUGAGAAUUUAAUUUUUGUUUUUUUUAAACUUUUAGUGGUUUUUUUUUUUUUAUGAAAUGCUUUUAGUAUUUGUAUUUCAUUGCUGUUUCACUUUAUGUUUUGAGGUUAACUUCGCUUUUUACUUUUUCCUUAAUUCUAAUGUUAGAAUUGAUUUCUAAGAAUCAGUCAACAUGUACAGUUAAUGUGGAAUUUCUUUAUUUAGCUGACCUAACUAGCUAAUUUUUAAUGAGCACUCUUGAUUUAUAUCUAGACAAUUCAGAUUUACCCAGAAUGUUUCUGACUGGGAGAGGCAUGUGCCUGGAGAUGCAGAAAGAUGUGCUGACCAGGGGCAGGGCCAUCUGCUUGCCAAGUUGCACCCUGUGCACACUUCAGUUCUUUGCUCUUAUGUCUGUGCACAAUACUUAAAAAACCAGUUCAGCUGCUAUAAUACAAUACUGUUAUCAUUUAUCUGUUAACCAAAUAAAACAUAAUAGAAUCAUCUAAUGAGAUAUGUAUUAAUACUUACAUAGCUUCUUUAAAACAGGCUUUUACAGUUGUAUUUUAAGAAGUCUUGAUCUAGGUCAUUUUUUUAAACCACUAUGCAGAGAAGUCAUCACAAGCCAGUUUUUGUAGUGUUCUGUACUAGUACUGGUUAUACUGUGCUACAGAGAAAAAUGAAAGCAGCUAUGAGCUCUAGUUUUCAUAUUGCAACUAAAGUUCUUACCUACACAAUGGGAGUCAGUAAACUAUUUUUACUCAACUAAAUUAAAAAAUAUUUUUAAGGAAAAUUAGCAAUUGACCAGUUUUGAAACCAACCUUUUUUAUAUUUUAUACUGUACUUUAGUGUAUUUUCUGUAACUGGGUCUUAGAAGACCCUCUUCAGCUGUGGGGGUCCUUUGGCUAAUGUGCCCGUGAACCCCAGGCCUGUCACUGAACAGUGUUUUGCUCUAAGAUCUCCAUGAAGCCCAAGUGCCUACCAUGUUUUCCUGAUUUGGGUUUCCGUUAACUAUUUACUUUUGAAUAUUUUUCUGAUGGGAGAAAAAUAGCAGUCUUUUUUUUUUUAUUUUUAUUUUUUAUGUGCAGGCUGUCUCAUUUAUUUUCAACCAUUGUUAUUUUGUGUAAUACAAUUUCUCUAUAUGCCAUGUAAAAAUGAAAGGCAUUUCACACCUGUAGGGUAGGUAGGUCAACAGGCUGUGCAUACUUGAAGCCACAUCUGGUUGGUUUUCUGUGCAUUGUGCCUUGACCCUUACCCUUCCUGCCUUUUCCUCCUGUGAACCCCUCUGGCACACUUUUAUCAUUAUUACAUUGGGAAAUUCUAAGCCAGAUGAAAGGACACAACAGUUAUAUACAGAGCAGGUAUGGUUCAAUAUUUUCAUUUCACUGCAAUAUGAGGAACUGAAGGGGAGAAAAUGCUUAAUCUGAGGAUGAGACAGGGUUUUUUGUUUUGGCCAGAAAAAAAGAUAAAAAUGAAAUGGUCAAGUAAUCUUGAGUCCUGAAGGCAUACUACCCUGCUUACCCUCCACUGGUAAACAUCAUUGUGCUGUGUGCCGGGCUUUGUGUGAGGUUUUUUUCCCCAAGAAAAAGUAUUGCACAGUUUGAGUUUUUUUAUAUUCAGUAACUUUACUGGAAAAAGCUAUUAAAACAAAAAGCAUUUGCAAGUAAUUGAUGUAUAUCCUGUGUAUGUUUGACUAAAAGGACUGUGUGGGGAAAGGUGUCGCCUGACUGUUAGGGUGGGAGGGCACACACUUCAACACUUCUAAACCCCUUUUUGUUUUGCUAUUCAAAUCUAAAUGCUUUUGCUAAUAGAAAAUUUUUGCUUUUACUACAAGAUAAUCUCUACCUUUAGAAAUGUAUUUUGAAAACACUUAUUUUACACAGCAAUUUUGUACCAUUUAAACUAACUUUUUAUCAAUAAAGCACUAUUGUUUAGAUA